Messenger RNA from Aegilops tauschii subsp. strangulata, 812 nucleotides. Its product is annotated as large ribosomal subunit protein uL6m. Gene Ontology annotation, biological process: translation. The record is from RefSeq and is a predicted model, not a curated record. Gene Ontology annotation, cellular component: ribosome. Gene Ontology annotation, molecular function: rRNA binding; structural constituent of ribosome. NCBI's taxonomy places the organism in Eukaryota, Viridiplantae, Streptophyta, Magnoliopsida, Poales, Poaceae.
CCACAACUGCAAUGGGCCGAAACCUUAAACGCAAAUGGUUCCGGCCUAGACCCACCCACAGCGGCGAGCACCACCCAGGCCGCGCACAAGAGCUUCCUAACCCUAGUUCGGCGACGACUCGGCGCGCGGCGGCGGUUGGUUCGGAGCCGACGAGGGCCACUCGGGGCACGCGAAGGGAGCGCGGGCGCCGGCCUCCGCCGUGGGUGCUCGCGGCAUCGGCGAGGACGACCUCCUCGAGGGGUUUCGCAGCCCAGGUAAGCCGGAAUCAAACAGUUCAUCCUCAGACGAACUUCCCUUGUUGCAAUGGAAUCCAAGUUCUUUCGGUUCCUGAAGCUUGUCGGAGUUGGUUUCAAAGCAAGGACAGAGCAAGGAGGCCGUGAGUUGUUUCUGAAACUUGGCUACAGCCACGAGGUGCAGUUCACCGCUCCACCCACCGUCCGUGUCUUCUGCUUCAAACCCAACAUAAUAUGCUGCACUGGCAUCGACAAGCACAGGGUGCACCAUUUCGCGGGAGCCGUCCGAAGCAGUAAACCUCCGGAAGUGUACAAGGGGAAGGGCAUACUGUACAUCGAUGAGGUCAUAAAGCUGAAGCCGGGGAAGAAGCAGCAGAAGAAGUAACACAUGGGUGAGCUUCCCCAUUUGACUUCUAGCCUGUUGUUAAGACGCCGCGCUGCAUUUGUGGUUCCGCAGAUUUCAUGUGGUUUUCUCUGUGCCGGAUUUUGGCAGGCCCCGGUACCAGGCUGGACCUAGUAAUAAUACUCUGUAUGCGACGUAUGUGAAACGUCUGAUGAAUUUGUUGUAUAUGACUUGCA